Dipodomys spectabilis (banner-tailed kangaroo rat) is the source of this 5911-nucleotide messenger RNA. It is a transcript of the gene Atrnl1, whose product is annotated as attractin like 1. The coding region runs from base 1 to 4140 and encodes 1379 amino acids. The record is from RefSeq and is a predicted model, not a curated record. The transcript has 29 exons. Gene Ontology annotation, cellular component: Golgi apparatus. Lineage: Eukaryota; Metazoa; Chordata; Mammalia; Rodentia; Heteromyidae. Gene Ontology annotation, molecular function: protein binding.
AUGGAGCCGGGGGUUCCGGCCCGCACCGGGAUCCCGAAGCCGGCCGCCCCCGGGCUGUGGAGGACUCGGCCGGCGGGCGGCGGCGGCGGCGGCGGCGGCGCCUCCUCCUGGCUGCCGGACGGGAACAGCUGGCUGCUGUGCUAUGGCUUCCUCUACCUGGCGCUCUACGCGCAGGUGUCCCAGUCCAAGCCCUGCGAGAGGACCGGCUCCUGCUUUUCGGGCCGCUGUGUCAACUCCACCUGCCUCUGCGACCCGGGCUGGGUGGGGGACCAGUGCCAGCACUGCCAGGGCAGGUUCAAGUUAACAGAACCUUCUGGAUAUUUAACAGAUGGUCCAAUUAACUAUAAGUAUAAAACUAAAUGUACAUGGCUAAUUGAAGGCUAUCCAAAUGCAGUGUUAAGAUUAAGAUUUAAUCAUUUUGCUACGGAAUGUAGCUGGGAUCAUAUGUAUGUUUAUGAUGGAGAUUCAAUAUAUGCACCUUUAAUAGCUGUACUCAGUGGUUUGAUAGUCCCUGAAGUAAGGGGAAAUGAAACUGUGCCUGAAGUUGUGACAACCUCUGGCUAUGCACUGUUACACUUUUUUAGUGAUGCUGCAUAUAAUCUAACUGGUUUCAACAUUUUUUAUUCAAUCAAUUCUUGCCCUAACAAUUGCUCUGGUCAUGGGAAGUGUACAACUAGUAUCUCUGUUGCAAGUCAAGUGUAUUGUGAAUGUGAUAAAUACUGGAAGGGUGAAGCAUGUGACAUUCCUUACUGUAAAGCCAAUUGUGGCAGCCCAGAUCAUGGCUAUUGUGAUCUAACAGGAGAAAAAUUGUGUGUCUGCAAUGAUAGUUGGCAAGGUCCUGAUUGCUCUUUGAAUGUUCCUUCUACUGAAUCUUACUGGAUUUUGCCAAAUGUUAAACCCUUCAGUCCUUCUGUAGGUCGGGCUUCACAUAAAGCUGUUUUACAUGGGAAAUUCAUGUGGGUAAUUGGUGGAUAUACUUUUAACUACAGUUCUUUUCAAAUGGUCUUGAAUUACAAUUUAGAAAGCAGUAUAUGGAAUGUAGGAGCUUUAUCAAGGGGACCUCUACAGAGAUAUGGACACUCUCUUGCUUUAUAUCAGGAAAACAUCUUUAUGUAUGGAGGCAGAAUUGAAACAAAUGAUGGCAACGUUACUGAUGAAUUAUGGGUUUUUAACAUACAUAGUCAGUCUUGGAGCACAAAAACUCCUACUGUUCUUGGACAUGGUCAGCAGUAUGCUGUGGAGGGACAUUCAGCACAUAUUAUGGAGCUGGACAGUAGAGAUGUUGUAAUGAUAAUCAUAUUUGGAUAUUCUUCAAUUUAUGGUUAUACAAGCAGCAUACAGGAAUACCAUAUCUCAUCCAACACUUGGCUUGUUCCAGAAACUAAAGGAGCUAUUGUACAAGGUGGAUAUGGCCAUACAAGUGUGUAUGAUGAAAUAACGAAGUCCAUUUAUGUUCAUGGAGGCUAUAAAGCAUUACCAGGCAAUAAAUAUGGAUUGGUAGAUGAUCUUUAUAAGUAUGAAGUUAACACUAAGACUUGGACUAUUUUGAAAGAAAGUGGGUUUGCCAGAUACCUUCAUUCAGCUGUUCUUAUCAAUGGAGCUAUGCUUAUUUUUGGAGGAAAUACCCAUAAUGAUACUUCCUUGAGUAACGGUGCAAAAUGUUUUUCUGCCGAUUUCCUGGCAUAUGACAUAGCUUGUGAUGAAUGGAAAACAUUACCAAAACCAAAUCUUCAUAGAGAUGUUAACAGAUUUGGACAUUCUGCCGUAGUCAUUAAUGGGUCCAUGUAUAUAUUUGGUGGAUUUUCUAGUGUACUACUUAAUGAUAUCCUUGUUUACAAGCCUCCAAAUUGUAAAGCUUUCAGAGAUGAAGAACUUUGUAAAAAUGCUGGGCCAGGAAUAAAAUGUUUUUGGAAUAAAAAUCAUUGUGAAUCUUGGGAAUCUGGAAAUAAUAUUCUUAGAGCAAAGUGCCCUUCUAAAACAGCUGCUUCUGAUGACAGAUGCUACAGAUAUGCAGAUUGUGCCAGCUGUACUGCCAAUACAAAUGGAUGCCAGUGGUGUGAUGACAAGAAAUGUAUUUCAGCAAACAGUAACUGCAGUGUGUCUGUCAGAAACUAUACCAAAUGUCAUGUGAGAAAUGAACAGAUUUGUAACAAACUUACAAGCUGUAAAAGCUGUUCACUAAACUUGAAUUGCCAGUGGGAUCAGCGACAACAGGAAUGCCAGGCUUUGCCAGCUCAUCUUUGUGGAGAAGGAUGGAAUCAUAUUGGGGAUGCUUGUCUUAGAAUCAAUUCCAGUAGAGAAAGCUAUGAUAAUGCAAAACUUUAUUGCUAUAAUCUUAGUGGGAAUCUUGCUUCAUUAACAACUUUAAAAGAAGUGGAAUUUGUCUUGGAUGAAAUACAGAAGUAUACACAACAGAAAAUAUCACCUUGGGUUGGCUUGCGCAAAAUCAAUAUAUCCUAUUGGGGAUGGGAAGACAUGUCUCCUUUCACAAAUACAACAUUACAGUGGCUUCCUGGAGAACCUAAUGAUUCUGGAUUCUGUGCAUAUUUAGAAAGGGCUGCUGUGGCUGGCUUAAAAGCAAAUCCUUGUACAUCUAUGGUAGAUGGCCUUGUCUGUGAAAAGCCUGUUGUUAGUCCAAACCAAAAUGCAAGGCCAUGUAAAAAACCAUGCUCUCUAAGGACUACAUGUUCCAAUUGUACAAGCAAUGGCAUGGAAUGUAUGUGGUGCAGCAGUACAAAGCGAUGUGUUGACUCUAAUGCUUACAUAAUCUCUUUUCCAUAUGGACAAUGUCUGGAGUGGCAAACUGCCACUUGCUCUCCUCAAAAUUGUUCUGGAUUGAGAACCUGUGGACAAUGUUUGGAACAACCUGGUUGUGGCUGGUGCAACGAUCCUAGUAAUACAGGAAGAGGACACUGCAUUGAAGGGUCUUCAAGGGGACCAAUGAAACUUGUUGGGAUGCACAGCAGUGAGAUGAUUCUUGACACCAAUCUUUGCCCCAAAGAAAAGAACUAUGAGUGGUCCUUUAUCCAAUGUCCAGCUUGCCAAUGUAAUGGACAUAGCACUUGUAUCAAUACUAAUGUGUGUGAACAGUGUAAAAAUCUCACCACGGGAAAACAGUGCCAAGACUGCAUGCCAGGUUAUUAUGGAGACCCAACCAAUGGUGGACAAUGUACAGCUUGUACAUGUAGUGGCCAUGCAAAUAUUUGUCAUCUACAUACAGGAAAAUGUUUCUGUACAACCAAAGGAAUAAAAGGUGAUCAAUGCCAAUUAUGUGAUUCUGAAAAUCGUUAUGUUGGCAAUCCACUUAGGGGAACAUGUUAUUACAGCCUUUUGAUUGACUAUCAGUUUACCUUCAGCUUACUGCAGGAAGAUGAUCGACACCAUACUGCCAUAAACUUCAUAGCAAACCCAGAACAGUCAAACAAAAAUUUGGAUAUUUCAAUUAAUGCAUCGAACAACUUUAAUCUCAACAUCACAUGGUCAAUGGGUUCAACAGGUGGAACAAUAUCUGGGGAAGAGACUCCUAUAGUUUCCAAGACUAAUAUAAAAGAAUACAGAGAUAGUUUUUCCUAUGAAAAAUUUAACUUUAGAAGCAAUCCUAAUAUUACAUUCUAUGUCUACGUCAGCAACUUUUCCUGGCCUAUUAAGAUACAGAUUGCAUUCUCACAACACAAUACAAUCAUGGAUCUUGUGCAGUUUUUUGUCACCUUCUUCAGUUGUUUUUUAUCCUUAUUACUUGUGGCUGCUGUUGUAUGGAAGAUCAAGCAAACUUGUUGGGCUUCUAGACGGAGAGAGCAACUACUUCGAGAACGACAGCAGAUGGCCAGCCGUCCCUUUGCUUCUGUUGAUGUAGCACUGGAAGUAGGAGCUGAACAAACAGACUUUCUGCGAGGGUCAUUAGAGGGGGCGCCCAAACCAAUAGCCAUUGAACCAUGUGCUGGAAACAGAGCUGCCGUUCUGACUGUGUUUCUUUGUCUACCACGAGGUUCAUCUGGUGCCCCACCUCCUGGGCAGUCAGGCCUUGCUAUUGCCAGUGCCCUGAUAGACAUUUCACAACAGAAGCCUUCAGAUAAUAAAGACAAGACUUCGGGUGUCCGAAAUCGAAAACAUCUGUCUACACGUCAAGGAACUUGUGUCUGAGAAUGGAAAGCGCUCCUUAGACUCUGUCCUGAUUUACUUUGCAAAUGGCUUCCGUUAAAGCUGUUCUGUGGUCUCAGGUUCCAGAGGCCAGUGUCUUAUGAUCCAGAGCCCAAGUACAGUUCCCUCUGAUUGGGCAGUGUCCCAAGUGGCCAAAGAAUGUUCCUGAGUUUUAUAAAAGUAACAGUAUUGAAGGUCACAGGUGACAAAGUCAGGGGUUUUGGUUUUUUGUUUUCGUUUUUUGGAAUAUCUUAGGAUUAUCAUAGCUAACAUUAAAUUACUCUGGAAAAAAAGAUGUAUAUUGUUUCUUAAUACAGAUGAAAGAUAUGUACUUCCUAUAAAUCAACUGUUUAUAUCCCAAGACUUUAAGGAAAGACAUUUUAUAAUGCUGAAAUAAUGAAAACUGUACAGUUUUUGCCUCAUUAGUAAUCUUAAGUUACCUGUAUAUGAAUAGGAAAUAAGAAAUUGUAAUGACUUUAAAUGCUGUUUUAUCACAUUGUAAAUGUGAAAGCGAGAUUUUGAUUUGGUAGGAUGUAGGUAAAGUGUUUUAGUAUUUCACAUGACCAAAUCAUGCCCAGACUCAAUGUGAGAGCAUAACAGUUUCCAUCUAACUGGAAUAUAGACUGCAUGAGUCCGUUUGGGUAAAUGUGCACAAGUUUACAGGAGGUUUAUUAGAAUUCUGAUGUAGAGGACAUUCCUGUCAUCUGUGCCAACUGCCUAACUCAUUAUCAGAGCUGAUGGAGCAUGGAAAUCCUGUCCAGCAAUGAAUUUCUCCCUCCUUCCCAAAACAGCCUCCAGUAUCAUGACCUAAAGAGAGCUGAAAUGGUGACUGGAGAGUGAACUGCUGCUCCAAUGUGGUCAUUUUUAAUUGCCUAGACCUAAAAGAUCCACCUGCGUUCUUAUAGGAACAUCACCUUUUCUUUUGGCUUUUGGGGUCUAGCUGCUAGAUUUCAUUUACCUUUCACAAAUGUUAUGAAAUGUAUUCUAGAGGCCAUGCUUUCCAAGCUACUUCCUGCCACCUACUCCAUGUGGACUUGGAGCAGAGACGAGUGUUGUCUGCAAGCAGCAAGAUUGCUGUUCUCACACGCACACAUCAGCGUCACGAAGGAAGUCUGCAGCUUCAAAAUAAGGUUAUUGUUGGCCACAUUCAACCCACUCUUGAAUGACUCAGAACUACGAAUUAUCGCAGAGAGGAAAAGCCAAAUCAAACAGCUUCCACACUGGAAUACGGAAUCACUUGUGUCCUAAUAUUGACCGAAGAAGCUCAGUUGCAUUAACAGAUCUGGUUUGGAAUUACAGUUUUUAAUUUCAAGGUGACUGACUACAGGAUAUUUAAGAACAAUGACAGAGAUAUCCUCAGCUGCUAUCUAUGAUAUAGUUUUGUUUAAUAUGAACGUCACUUAACCCUAAUUGAUGUUUAGUACUGCAUAUGUACUCUCAUGUUCUCUGGCUUACUGGAAGGUAAUGACACUUACACUUCAUGCCUAGUUAUGCAUGCCCUGGUUGUACAGUAGCAGAAUAUGACCCUGUUGUGAUAUUAAAUAUUUAUUUCAAAUGCCAUUAUACAUAGUCAGCCAAUUUUGAUGAGGAUUGACUGUAAUAUAUAAAAGGAAUGGUCAUAAAAUAUGUAGUUGCAUCUUAGAUUUUUAGAUUGCAUCUAGCCAUGACUAUAUCAUUAUUUUGAUAAUUAGGCAUUUAUGAAUUGUAGUAUAUGUUCCAUGUGUUGGCAUGACAGUUUUCCUAUUUUCUAUGCAUUAAAAAUAAGACACAUCUA